UGUGGUUUUUAUUCCCCUCUUUCCCGCCUUUCGGUAGAAAUACCGCACUCCCACCACGGGGUUUGAUGUGGUGAGUCACUCCCGAGAUUGCGCUCCACAAAGCGCAGCCACAUUCGUAUAUGUACACUUUUCCCCCAGAAAGGGUUUAAAACAUCCUUUAAAAGCUGCAAGACAUUCUGUCAUAGCGAUGACUCUUUGGUAUCCCCGCAAGCUGAAACCCGCAUCAGGAAUGGUACAUGACCCUUGCCUAGGAAAGGCGACUGUAAUCUAUAACAUUAGCUAAGCUCUCUCUCUCUCUCUAUAAAAACUCAACACAUCCGAUCUCUUUAGUAUUCGUAUCAACACUUCUCUCAAAAUCUCACUGUGCUCCAUCCCUGAGGAACCUCAAUCCUUCUCAUCCAUCCCAUCAGCCUCCCCAUCCCUCCCGUACCUCGCCCACCCCAUCAACAAUCUCCAUAUCCCUUCCAUACGUCACCCAACCCACCAAAAUGGCCCCCCAAAUCACAACAACAGCAGAGCUAGAAUCCUACAUCACCGUCCUCACCGCCACCGGCAUCCCAACCGACCUCUACAAAUCCAUCACCCUCCUCACCGGCGGCACGGCCAACUACGUCUGGCGCCUCACAAUGCAUUCCGGCAGCACCCUCAUCCUCAAGCACGCCGAGCCCUUCAUCGCCUCCAACCCCUCCAUGGCCUUCCCCGUCGACCGCAUGGACUUCGAGGCCCGCGCCCUCCGCGACCUCCCGCCCCUCCUCCUCGCCGCCGGCGCCCCCACAGCCGUGCAGCCCGUCCCCCUCAUCGAGUACGUCGCGGACGACCAUAUGCUCUGGAUCGCCGACGGCGGCCCGCGGCACCUGAAAGAUGCGUACAGUGAUCGGGCACUCGAUGUGCGGGUUAUGGGCCGCGAUAUUGGGACCUGGCUUGCGACGUUGCAUGCCGCGACGGUCAAGACAGAUAUCGGGGAUAAUCGCACGGCGAAGUUUAUUUACAGGCACUCGUACCGCAAUCUGCACACUGCGCUUGCGAAGUUCGGCUUCGAUGUGGCGUUGGCGGAGAGGGUUGAUGAGGAGUUUGGGGCGCUGCUCGCCAGCGAUGAUGAGGUGAUUUGUCAUGGGGAUUUCUGGCCGGGAAAUGUGCUUGUGGGGAAUGAUGAGGGGUUGAUGGUUGCGGAUUGGGAGAUGGCGAGGCGGGGGUGUGGGGCAACGGAUGUGGGGCAGUUUGCGGCGGAGGCAUUUUUGCUGGAUCGGUUUAGGGGAGGGAGGGGAUUGCGUGAGGCGUUUUUGGGAGCGUAUGCAGAGGCGCGAGGGAAUAAGCUAGAUAGGGAGUUUUUGAAGAGAAUGGCGGUGCAUUGGGGGGUGCAUGUUGCGUUUUGGCCGACGAGGGUUGAAUGGGCCGAUGAAGAGGAAACUAGGGAACUGGUUGUGAUUGGAGUGAAGGCACUGAAUGCCAUUCUUGAAGAGGAUUGGGAGACUGUGGGAAAGAGCGAGUUAUUCGAAGGGGUUGAGGGGGCUUGGAAGGGCUUAUGGGAAACGUAGGUGUGAUCAACUAGCUAGGAAGUCUCUCAAAAACAUGGCUUCAUUAGUAUUCCGUGAAUUUCCUGGUCAAGAUUCAUGCCUAUUUCGCUCUUGA
Molecule: messenger RNA, 1629 nt
Organism: Mytilinidion resinicola
Lineage: Eukaryota; Fungi; Ascomycota; Dothideomycetes; Mytilinidiales; Mytilinidiaceae
Product: kinase-like protein
Exons: 1
Coding region: 489-1535 (348 amino acids)
Source: RefSeq, a predicted model, not a curated record